AUGGAAGCUGCUCCUUUGGAAGUUUCAGCGAGAAAUUCCUUCUUCAAACGAACAAGAAACAAUAGUGGAUCGCACUCAAGACAUUCCAACAACAAGAAGAGCUCGUCUUCCCGGCCAUUCCUCAAGCGCCGCGGCUAUGGCCAGCUCGACUGUGACGAUGAUUCCACCUCGGCCGUCGAUUUCCCCGAGCUCUUCCCUUCGUCCGGACCUAAUUUACAAGAAACAACGGAAGAAUCUGGAGUUGAUACUAGUGGAUUCCAAUGUCCUGCUUUGCUCGCCAACUCUCCUUACGAAGAACCCUUAUUGAGCUCCAAUUCGCCUCUUGAAGACCCAAAAUGUUUUGCCCAAGAAAUAGCAGCUGAAGAGAAUGACCCCGAAUUACCUGUUUUUGAAGUGAAUAACCCUCCUCCGCCGAUCCCUGCCCGCCAACUCAAGCAUUCUUCAACCUCGUCGCGAGAUUCUCCCGUUCCAGUUCUCCCAGGCCCUCCACCUUCUCUUUCCCGCCGGCAGAACUCGAGAAAAGAUCGAAAACGACCGGCUUUUGCCCAAAAUAACCAGAAAAAAGCCCCUCCUGUCCGUCAAAUCUCUGUUGGAGAGCAAAUCUUCCCGGCCGACGAAGUCAACCGCGUUCCAGUGAAUCUAUCAAACACUGACAACCCUUUCUCGAUCACGAGUAGACCUAUCUCAACUUCAGUCACUUUUGAAUCGUCCCUAUCUGAAUCGGCAAAAUCGCAAAGUUCGAACUUGCAAAAGAUGAAUCAAUCAAUGAGCUACGGCUGGAGCGAUCUGGAAAAGGAAGGCUCAGAAACAUCCGAAGACGGAUCAAGUCUUCUUCUUCCAAAUAAAUCAACGUGUGGAUUCGCAAAUUUUUCGAUUUCCGAAUCUGACGUUUUUCCUCAGCCAGAAAAGGAAGAGGACGAAGCGCCGCAAGACGCAUUUUCAAGCGAUGGAUCGGACUUCGAAGUCGCCGACUUGGAUCUUUCUACAGAGCCUUUAUCUACAGAAGGCGACGAAGAGACUGUAACUGAGUACGGCUCGACGAACAACCUAGCGCAGUUCGAGCCAGAAGUGCCGAUGGAAGUAAAUUCCGCCAAUUGCGCAUCAGUGAGGCCAAGACCGAAGAGUCUUCAUCUUCCGCAUUUAUCCAGCUCCUCGCAUAUGGGCGGAUCAGCGGAAAGAAUCAGCCCAGGAACACCUACUCCCUGCUCCAAGGGUUCAACUAACGACACGCUUCAUUCUAGUGGACCUGAAAACUGCGGAGUUGAUUAUUUGCUCAACUCGCUUGAUGACAACGAAAACGAAAUGAAUGUCGAUGUGCUUAUGGAUCAGGCGCGAACGACUAGUUUCAGCGGCUUUGUCAAGUUGAAACGAUCGAGAAAACCGAGAAUAAAGGCUCGACAGUGGGUUCCUGUUCAAAUUUCCAUCCCUGACAAAACUGUUUUGAUAUUUUCUGAUGAUGGACGAUUGUUGGAAGAAAUCGACAUCCACGCGAAUCAAAACGUCAGUGCCAUUCAAGUCGAGCAAAGUCAGGAUACCUCGAUGCCCAUUUACGUUGUCAAGCUUCUUCGGACAUUUUACAAGGCAAAGAAACUAGUUGGAAUCGGUUCAGCGAAGAAUUAUUCUGAUUUUGAAUCCUCAACUGCUGUGUACGAAAAAUACGCGACCAAGGUCAAUCAAAUUCUAAAAGUUGGCUUGAAAGACUACAUCGUUGCCCACUCUUUCGCUUCGCUUUUAUCAAAAACUAUCAAAUCCUCCGAACUGGCGUCCGAAGACGUCGAAAUCCUUGCAAGCCCAGUUUGUCGCCUAAUCGUUGAUGUUUUCGAUGAAAUCAGCUGCGAAAUCAACGAAGAUAUGGAAAUUUGCGCUCCCAACUCCUCCCUAGAAACUGCGAUCGAGGUUCUCGCAUUUUCUGUCGACUCUGCUACCUUCGAAUUGAAUCAACACUCAAUCAAUGAGGACAGCAACGAGCUGGAAGAGACCGAAAUUAAUCCUUUCAAUCUUAGGAUUCAUCCUCUUGCGAUACCUCCAGAAGACGAAAAAUACAGCUACGAAGAAACCCGCACUAUCAAAAUAUGCCCUGUUAAUACCGCUCGCAUGGAGAUUUUACGUUUUAACACUGCUGUCGACUCAUUUAACCUUCCAAUCUCGCUGAAAGUCGAUUACACAUUGAGUCCAAAGAACUUCUCAAUCGCCUGCUCGAUGCAUUUUGACGAGGUUCAAGCAUCGCUUAAAAAUGUGACCAUUCAUCUGCCAAUGCCUACCAACUGCGCGAGAUAUUCUACCGACACUUGGUUCAUUUCUAACACAGUUGGGAAAUGGAAGAUCGAAGGCGACUGGAUGAUCUGGUCGAUUGAUUCUCUCAAACUCGAGAACCAGGAAAUGAAGCAACAGUUUCUCUCUGCCGCCUGCCGAGGUAGCAACUCGGAGAAGAUACCAAGUCAGCUGGCGAUUCUUCAAUAUGAGCAGUUGAAUGAAACCGCCGCAUCGAGAGCAAGAAUCAAAAAUGACAAAAUCGAGCUUCAAUCUCAGCGAUGCGUGGAUGAAGAUGCUACAGUCAUAAACUACCGUUCAAAAUACUUCGCAAAAGUUUGGAUUCGACUGAACUGA
Molecule: messenger RNA, 2607 nt
Organism: Oikopleura dioica
Lineage: Eukaryota; Metazoa; Chordata; Appendicularia; Copelata; Oikopleuridae
Source: the annotation of a GenBank genome assembly